Calliphora vicina (urban bluebottle blowfly) is the source of this 1144-nucleotide messenger RNA. RefSeq lists its product as uncharacterized. The transcript is spliced from 3 exons. The record is from RefSeq and is a predicted model, not a curated record. The coding region runs from base 26 to 1129 and encodes 367 amino acids. NCBI's taxonomy places the organism in Eukaryota, Metazoa, Arthropoda, Insecta, Diptera, Calliphoridae.
ACAUACUACUUUUUAUUUUAUAAGGAUGGAGCACGACUUGGAGGCUCAUUUGCUCAAUGAUCUGGUAUGGGAAGACGACGAUAGCGACUUCAGAAACUUUACCCGCAUUAAUUUACUUAAGUUUGAAGAGCUACUAAAAAUGGUGCACAAUCGCAUAAAGAAAAGUGACACGGUAAUGCGAGUAGCUAUUGCACCACGAGUUAAAUUGUGUAUCACGUUACGAUAUAUAGCUACAGGAGACUCAUACAAAUCGUUGGAGUUCUUGUCCAGGGUUUCUAGAAACACAAUAGGCGUCUUUGUGCCUGAAGUUCUAGAAGCCAUAUAUGAAAGUCUUCAAGAUAAGUAUUUAAAAAUGCCCAAUACUGAAAACGAAUGGCAGCAAAUAUCUGACGAUUUUGAGAAAUUCUGGCAGUUCCCACAUACACUAAGUGCACUGGAUGGGAAGCAUAUUCGGAUUAAGGCUCCGGCACAUACAGGCUCCCAUUUUUUUAAUUUUAAGGGCUAUUUUAGCAUAGUGCUGUUUGCUGCUGUUGACGCACAUACGCGCUUCACAUAUAUAAACGUGGGCUGCAAUGGCAAGUCGUCCGACAACACCAUCUAUAGCGACAGCUAUUUAUACCAAAGUCUGAAGAAUGGAACAUUAAAUAUUCCACAACCAAUACAACUGAUCGCCGGUGAAGGAAACGAAAUUCCUUAUUUCUUUAUCGGCGACGAUGCUUUUGCGCAGGACAGAAAUUUAAUGAAGCCAUAUGCCAGAUGCAUGAAAUUAAGCGUGCCGCAGGAGAUUUUUAAUUACAGAAUAUGCCGCGCACGAAUGGUGGUGGAAUGUGCUUUCGGCCGGCUGUCAAAUAGAUUCCGCAUAUUUCACAGACCAAUCGAAGUUCAACCUACAACUGUGGAUGCUAUCGUGAAGGCUUGCUGUGUGCUUCACAAUUAUUUAACUAAGUCAAGAACUCUAACAAUAGUGGCAGAACCAACAGAGCAAACAAUUGUGGAAGCGUUUUCUGCAAUUGGAAACCAAAGCCACAAAACUUAUAAAUAUUCGUGCAGAACUAGGGAUGAGCUGUCACGAUACUUAACCACAUAUGGUAAUGUCGAUUUUCAGUGGCAAAAAAUUAAUAUUCAAUAAAAAUUUGCAUCCACU